UAAGGUGAAGGUUCAGAGUUGAAAGGGCUGACACGACGCUCGCCGCACAUGUGUUGUUGUUUUGUCUGAAUGUAUUCAUACAAAUUUAACUAACAUGGGGAAGAAUACGAAGAAAGCCAACGAGCCAGUUAAACGAGGGGGCAAGUCUAAACAGCACGCGAGCGAUAAGACGCUCAAGCGCGAUGGCAAACCAAAGAAAGCCAAAGAAAUGGACCAUCUUAAACACAUCCCGUUCAGGCUGCGCGAGAUAAUCAAGAGCAAGGAUCAAAUGAAAACGGGAUCCAUAAAAUCUAAAAAGCUAAAAGAGGCCAUCUCAUCCAAAGGCAAACCAGAAGAGUCAGAGGAUGGAGACAUCCCUGUGCCACAUUUCAAGAGGGGAAAGCAUGAAAGUGAGAAGGCAUAUCUGCGGCGCAUGGACAAUGCAGCCAAACAUGUGCUGUUUCUUACUAAGAACCAGGUAGACCGAAAGCCUGAGCUGGAUGAAGACCAACAGGAGAGGCCUGUCGACAAGGGCAAGUCUGCGAAAAAGAAGGAGCAUGAUAAAGGGAGGCUACAGAGGCUACAGCUGAAAAAAUUGAGCAGAAAAGAGGACAUGAUGGAAAAGGAGAUGUUUGUAGAUCAUGUUCCAUUUGGGGAAGUUUCCAUGGCCCCUCCGUCUUUGAACAUCAAACCUAAGAAAGCUCAGGUCACAUCAAAGAAUUCUACAAAGGGACUGCUUCUCAACUCUCUCCUAGGCAACGCAGUAGUAUCCACAGCUAAGCCCUCUAUGGCCAGACAGAGAAUCAUGGAGGAGGAGAGGGAGCGAGCAGUGGAGGCCUACCGUCAUUUGAAGAAACAGAAACAGCAGCAGCAUGUGGACAUGAUUGCCAGACAGGCUGUAAAACAAAAACAUAAAACCUAGAGAACCGCCUGUGAUGAAUCACAUCAGUUUAUUUGGGGAAUAUGAUUCCUUAACUACAGUGAGAGUAACUGCACUGAACAGAGAUGUUCAGAAACUGAGACCGAUUGUAAGAUCAGCAGACUCUGGGUGCUAUAUGCCAGACGGUUACUGUUAUUUACCACAGUGAAGCUAACCAUCAGGGAAUGAAGCAAACAUUUGCAUCCACAGGCCACAGUUGAGGUAAGUUAAACCUCCCCCACUUAAAUGAUCACAGUUCAACAGAGGAUUGGACAUUAUAAUGAUUUUGUGUAGCUCAUCACCAUUCUGUGAAGUACAUAAUAAUUAGUGUUGUGAUAUUUGGACAAUAAAAUUUAUAAAGGCUAUCAAGGAAUAUUCUGUAUCAAUCCCUGAUUGUUUUCUGUAGUGCCACUAGAUGGCAGUGCUUCUCUUGUGAACGUGAGUUGGUUCCACAUGGGAGGUUGAGGCAACAUAACAUAGAAAUGUAUUUUUUGGUUGUAUACCAUUUCAUCUUUCACAUGUAGGUUUAAAGAUAUGUUAUGUUGUGUCCUGCAAUAGGUCAGAGCAGAAUUAAGUGCGGUUUAUACAAGUAAAAUAAAAACAAAGAAAUUAAAGUAAUAAAUCAAUUUGUACUAAAUCACAUAACUGCUCUGAAGCUUUUGAGCAUAUUAGCAGCUGGAAAUUGACAUUUUUUCUCCCCUGAGCAAUAAAAGGGUUUGUCACAGAGUAA
Molecule: messenger RNA, 1628 nt
Organism: Solea solea (common sole)
Lineage: Eukaryota; Metazoa; Chordata; Actinopteri; Pleuronectiformes; Soleidae
Gene: ccdc137
Product: coiled-coil domain containing 137
Exons: 6
Coding region: 95-901 (268 amino acids)
Source: RefSeq, a predicted model, not a curated record